UGCAGCCCGGAAAAGGAGCUUCGCGGGCGCGCGGCGUCCGGCUGUCCUUCUCGUCUCCUCUGCAGCGGGCCGCGAUGGUGUUCCUCACGGCGUCCCUUUGGAUCCGAACCCGCAAGACCGAUCGCUUCUGGAGGAAGUACGACGUGCUCCAGCAUGCACGGCACUUCCGUGGACGGAAGAACCGCUGCUUUGGCUUGGCCGUCCGAGUGGUCCGCAGAGCUAUGGUCUACGCUACGAAUGCCAGAUCUCUGAAAAAGAGGGACAUGAGGAAGUUGUGGAUUACAAGGAUCACGGCAGGUGCUCUUGAGCACAGCCUGAAGUAUCACCAUUUCAUCAGUGGUCUUUAUAAGUGUCAGGUGGAACUGAACAGGAAAGUCCUGGCUGACAUGGCGAUCUACGAACCCAAGACAUUCAAGUCCCUGGCGGCAUUGGCUAAAAGGAGGGGAGAAGAAGGCCUUGUCGCUGCUAAGGAAGGAAAAGAACCGGAGGGAAUAUUUUCACGCUACGUGCCGUAUUACUAAAGCUGCGGUGAUCGGCCCGCUUGCUGAGAUGUACUAAAAUUAAAAGGAAACACUUUGGUUUUGCAAAACGUAGCCUCAGGUUGUAAAGCGAAGCAAGUCGGAUCUCUGAUGGGGGUGGGAUCGUCCUUUCUUAACUUUGAAGAUUAUAACCCACUGUUUGUACAGGAGCCUACGUAGCAAUUAAAAUUUAAUAGGGCCUGUAUUUUCAACACCGGGACAGGAGAUCCAGCAAGUUUGUCUUCAGCAAAGAACUUUCCCCUCCUAGUGUGAACAGAGGCUUGAACAGAGCCCUUUGGCCACUUCAUUUGCUCAUCACGAUUUCCCUCUCAUUUAAGAUUCAAAUGCCAAAGCCUCCCUUGUUCACCUGCAGAAGAGGAGGUUAUGGAGUCCAUUGUCUACAUCCUGGCUUGAGAGAAAGCAGUUUAAAUGCAUCAAAAGCUAUGUCGGGAGUCGGGGAAGAGCAGAUUAAUUCCUCCAGAUGCAGAUCCACAAUUAAGACUGCCUUAUGAGUCUUUCUGCACUAUAUAUUCUUUUAAUUAAAAGGACUCUUUAAAUUG
Gekko japonicus is the source of this 1078-nucleotide messenger RNA. RefSeq names its product mitochondrial ribosomal protein L20 (gene MRPL20). The coding region runs from base 75 to 521 and encodes 148 amino acids. Gene Ontology annotation, cellular component: ribosome. The transcript has 4 exons. Gene Ontology annotation, biological process: ribosomal large subunit assembly; translation. Lineage: Eukaryota; Metazoa; Chordata; Lepidosauria; Squamata; Gekkonidae. Gene Ontology annotation, molecular function: structural constituent of ribosome; rRNA binding. The record is from RefSeq and is a predicted model, not a curated record.